UGUACUCUGCUGAGCUCUUCUUCCUCAGAAUCCUCCUACCUUUGCUUUCAUGGCUUCCACUUUCUGCUACUCACUUUCACUCCCUCCCAUUCCCAACCCACGGAGCCUCAACAAAGUCCAACUCCUACCCACCAACCUUCACACCCCAAACCCCUUUUCUCGCCCCAUUUCUACAAUCCGGAGCCCCUUAAUCCGAGCUUCCAACUCGUCGUCCUCCACCUCAGUUCAAGACGAAGCUCGAAAGCCCAGCGAGGAAGCCAUGAGCAUCGACAAUCUUCGCCGCUUUGUUAAGCUCAACGUGGGCAAUUGGCAAGGUUCCUUCUUUCAAUUUGAUACUGUUGGGAAUCUGUUGCAUAAAGUGAAUACGAAGCUUGCAGCUAGCUCUUAUGGGGAAGGUGAACUCAUCAGUCUCAUUCAAACAUUAUAUAUUAUGCAGGCUCCAUCAAGCACGUCGUUUUCUGAAUUAGAUGAUGAGGUGGAGUGGGCAGAAUACAAAAUUAAAGAAACCAACAUGUUUACUGUGGACAAGUAUCAACAGAUUGGCUUCUUCCCCGAUGAGAAAGCUUUUUCGCUAAGGUACCAGACUGCUGGGAUGUUAGAAACUGUGUUAAGACAAGGGGUUCUUGGGGAUGAUGACACUGGUGAAGAAUCACCAAAAAAUCUAAAGCUUCCUUCCCGUCGUCCUGCAAUUGUAUGCGAAAGUUGUCUGCAUUCACUAGACAAAGAUAUGCGAAUAAGAGCUUUCCACAUCAUGGACCCAAAAGGCAUUAUCGAAAUGAUUGUCAUCUUCCUGGAGGAAAGAGGAGAUGGGGCAGUUCUUCCUCCUGCCCUCGACAAUAAUGUGGAAAACACAGACAGGAUUGUGCCAUUUCUUGGUACGUGGAAAGGUCACUCAGUAACAAAACGAAGCGGUGUUUAUGGAUCAACAACGGCUGAAGCUGAUACCGUAGCAACACUUGAGAUGGAUGAUAAGGGCCAAGUUAUUCAGGGCAUCACUUCCACCUCCGCUGCGGGUGAUGUUACCACUAAUGUGCCUUGGACGGGAAUCAAGUUGGACAACUUGAUUACUUUCAACGGAGGUUACCAGAUGACUCUAUUGCCCGGAGGCAUGUACAUGGGAUGCCCAUGCGAUGUAGGAAACAAUGUUGCAGAAUCAUUAUCGUUCCAUUUGGAGUUCUGUUGGCUCGAGGGUCCUGCCAAGAGACAGAGACUGGUUCGUACAUACGAUGUUGAAGGUCAGGCCGUCUCCACAACUUACUUCUACGAGACAAGAAUGUGAUAUCUCCAUCUCCAUUGUAGAGACAUGCUUUUUGAAAGGGCAAAUGUAUCUUCCAUCCACGGUUUUGCACCGUUCUGUAGAACCCCAUUUGAUGAGCCAAUUUGUAUUUGCUUGAAGCCUUGGAACUAGUUGAAGAGUUGAGACUAGGAAGUGUAAGGUCCAUAGCGUCCAUUGUUGUAAGAGAAGUGUAUAUUGUUUUUGUACGUAUUUUGCCAUUAAAAGGUAAAUUUUUUAGAAGAAAGGUGAAAUUUUCUGCUCCUCUUA
Messenger RNA from Malus domestica (apple), 1543 nucleotides. RefSeq lists its product as uncharacterized. The record is from RefSeq and is a predicted model, not a curated record. NCBI's taxonomy places the organism in Eukaryota, Viridiplantae, Streptophyta, Magnoliopsida, Rosales, Rosaceae. Gene Ontology annotation, biological process: chloroplast fission.